This is a messenger RNA of Gadus morhua (Atlantic cod), 3945 nucleotides long. It is a transcript of the gene elmo1, whose product is annotated as engulfment and cell motility 1 (ced-12 homolog, C. elegans). Lineage: Eukaryota; Metazoa; Chordata; Actinopteri; Gadiformes; Gadidae. Gene Ontology annotation, cellular component: guanyl-nucleotide exchange factor complex; plasma membrane. The transcript is spliced from 23 exons. Gene Ontology annotation, biological process: actin filament organization; cell motility. The record is from RefSeq and is a predicted model, not a curated record. Bases 431 to 2653 code for a protein of 740 amino acids.
CUAUUCUAGACAUACACCCAUUUCCUCCUUCUUGUUUAUCACUCUCUUUCUCACUCCCUUUUCCUCUCAGUCUUCUUUUGUGUUGAAAUUUGUCCAUGCCGAAACUGUUGUGAAGCCGCUGGCUUUAGACGCAUGCCGCAGCCGUGACCCUCUUGUCGUUCUGUGGGGACCGCAGGUCACAUAAGAAUCCAACACAAGCGAAACUUCUUACAGACGUUUCGCCGAGGUACUCGCGGAGUCCUGUUUUGCUGUUGGAAUCCAGCAGUUCUUUGCAGAGGAAGACCCCUGAUUGGAACAAGCUAGGCCGGCUCUCCUGUUGUCACGGUUUCCGGGUUUGGAUGAGCCUGCUGUUGUGCUGAGACAGAGCGCUGUGAGGCAGCGCUGCCCCCACCCACCCAACAACAGACCCUAACCCCCACCCGACCGGGCCAUGCCGCCCCCGGCAGACAUCGUGAAGGUGGCCAUCGAGUGGCCGGACGCCUUCCCCAAGCUCAUGGAGAUCGACCAGAAAAAACCUCUCUCGGCAAUCAUCAAAGAGGUGUGCGAGGGAUGGUCUUUGGGCAGCCACGAACACUUCGCUCUGCAGCUCGCCGACGGCACAAGAUACUACAUCACUGAGAAGAAUCGCAACGACAUCAAGAACGGGUCCAUCCUACGCCUGACCACUUCUCCGUCGCUGAGCGCCUCCCAGCUGCACGAGCGCAUCCAGUCGUCCAGCAUGGACGCCAAGCUAGAGGCUCUGAAGGACCUGGCCAGUGCGUCCCGGGACAUCACCUUCGCCCAGGAGUUCAUCAACCUGGACGGCAUUUCUCUGCUCACCCAGAUGGUGGAGAGCGGCACCGAGCGCUAUCAGAAACUACAGAAGAUAAUGAAGCCCUGCUUCGGAGACCUGCUGUCCUUCACACUGACAGCGUUCGUGGAGCUGAUGGACCAUGGCAUCGUCUCUUGGGACACCUUCUCUGUGGCCUUCAUCAAGAAGAUCGCCAGCUACGUGAACAAGUCAGCGAUGGACGCGGCGGUGCUGCAGCGAUCGCUGGCCAUCCUGGAGUCCAUGGUGCUGAAUAGCCAGGACCUCUACCAGAAGGUGGCGCAAGAGAUCACCAUCGGACAGCUCAUCCCACACCUGCAGUGCGCCGACCAGGACAUCCAGACGUACACGGUGGCGGUCAUCAACGCCCUGUUUCUCAAAGCACCCGAGGAGAAGAGACAGUGUGAUGAGCACAAUGUGGACAUCCUUAGUUGUCCCCUGACCGAGAUGGCCCAUAUUCUCGCCCAGAAGCAGCUGCGCUCCAUCAUCCUCAGUAACAUUAUCCGGAGCAACCAGCCAAUCAACGACGAGAUGGCCCACCAGCUUUACGUGCUUCAGGUCCUGACCUUUAACCUCCUGGAGGACCGCAUGAUGACCAAGAUGGACCCCCAGGACCAGGCCCAGAGGGACAUCAUCUUUGAGCUGCGGAGGAUCGCCUUCGACGUGGAAUGUGAUUCCAACAACAGCGGCAGCAUCGAGAAGCGCAAGUCCAUGUACACUCGCGACUACAAGAAGUUGGGCUUCAUUAACCACGUGAACCCUGCAGUGGACUUCACCCAGAUACCUCCGGGCAUGCUGGCUCUGGACAACAUGCUGUAUUUUGCCAAACACCACCAAGACGCCUACAUAAGGAUGGUGCUUGAGAACAGCAGCCGGGAGGACAAGCACGAGUGUCCGUUCGGGCGGAGCAGCAUCGAGCUGACCAAGAUGCUCUGUGAGAUCCUCAGAGUGGGCGAGCUGCCAAGCGAGAACUGCCACGACUUCCACCCCAUGUUCUUCACCCACGACCGCUCCUUCGAGGAGUUCUUCUGCAUCUGCAUCCAGCUGCUGAACAAGACGUGGAAGGAGAUGCGGGCCACCAGCGAGGACUUCAACAAGGUAAUGCAGGUGGUGCGGGAGCAGAUCAUGCGAACACUCACGCACAAGCCUAACUCCCUGGACCAGUUCAAGAGUCGCCUUCAGAACAUGAGCUACACUGAGAUCCUGAAGAUACGUCAGUCAGAGAGGAUGAACCAGGAGGACUUCCAGUCCCGCCCCAUCGUAGAGCUGAGGGAGAAGAUCCAGCCUGAGAUCAUGGAGCUGAUCAAACAGCAGAGGCUCAACAGGCUGUGUGAGGGCACCUGCUUCAAGAAGACCAACAACCGCAGGAAGCCAGAUAAGUAUUGGUACUGCCGACUGUCUCCGAACCAUAAAGUCCUCCACUAUGGUGAUCUGGAGGAGAGCCCCCAGGGCGAGGUGCCGUUCGACUCUCUACAGGACAAACUGCCUGUGGUCGAAAUGAAAGCUGUCGUCACGGGCAAAGACUGCCCUCACAUGAAGGAAAAAGGAGCACUGAAGCAGAGCAAGGAGUGGUUGGAGUUAGCCUUCUCUGUCCUCUAUGAGUCAGACGAGUAUUUGAACUUCAUGGCUCCAGACAAGCAUGAGUACUGCGUGUGGACGGACGGUCUGAACGCCCUGCUGGGCAAGGAGAUGACCAGCGAAUACACCAAGGCCGACAUGGACACCCUGCUCUCCAUGGAGAUGAAGCUCCGCCUCCUGGACCUGGAGAACAUCCAGAUCCCCGAGGCCCCGCCCCCCAUUCCCAAAGAGCCUAGCAACUAUGACUUUGUUUAUGACUGUAACUAAGUACACGCCCCGCCCCUCCCUCCCUCCCUCCCUCCCUCCCUCCCUCCCUCCCUCCCUCCUCUCUAGUCCAACACCUGCUGUACUGGACCCGUCCACUUUGUGUCAAACUACAACAAACGCAGACGAAGGAAAAGAAGAUAACGUGAAUAAAAAGAAAAAAAGAAUCAUGUAUAGACAAACUGUGAUCGAAAAAAAAAACAACAACAAAGAAGUAUUGGACUUUUUAUCCCUUUGCUUUUUCUUUUGCUAGAAUUUUAGAAAGAAAUGUGGUCUUUGGCUCCAGUGGGGGUCUCUCUCUCUCUGGUGCCCGUGGAGCAGGGGUCUUUUUUGCAGGGCUCCCCGGAUACUGUCGAAGUGGGGGCUCGGAGGGAUGUGUCCGUCCGGCCCCGCCCGCUGGUCCUCCAGCCCCGCUUUCCUCUUCUUCUACACUCUUUAACGAGCGUGAACUCUGAAACUCACUCGCCUCCUCAAAGGAAUACCUGCUGUCGCGUGCUUGGAAGGCAAUGGCACCGUGGGCAGAAGCCUCUACGAUGCGUUCAUGUGGAUCAAGCUGGUCGUACUGUUAUCUUGUUCUUAUUUUGAAUGUGGAAUCAUUUAUUUGGUUUUUCUCAUGCUGUGCUGAGUUGCGAGGGUGGCUCGAUAUCAGGGGUUCAUCCCUAAACGGGUGAACUAGUUCGUAUUGGAGGGUUUGAAGGAUUCCCAUCGUUCCACCUUUCUUUUCCUCGUAGUUGCAGCAGCAGACAAAGAACGCCCUCCAAGAUAGGAGAUCAUUGCUAGGCGUGUUCAUUGUUUACUUCUGUUGUUCUCCUACUCUGGCCAUAAUCCACGCAUACUGAAGACUGUUACAACCAGUGCAUUUGGACUCUGUUACCACAGGAAGACUCUCUCUGGAGUCCGGUGUUAUUCAUGUGGUUAGCACACGGCUAUGUUUCUACCAUGUUGUGCUCACUAUAAACGCACAACUGUACAAAGAGAAAUGCACCACAGACCCUGAAAGGAACACAUAUACAUGUACUCUCUCCAUCGCUUAGUUUCUCCUCUCUCUCUCUCUUGUUGAAAUGACUGCUGUAUACUCCAUUCUCAAGCAAUAUCUCACCCUGUUAGUGAUUAGUUUCCUCUCUGUCCGGUAGCUGAUGGUGAUUCAGCAGAUCUUCUACCGUGUCGACGGUGUUAUAAGAUGACGUGGUUUGAUAAAGGGAAGCUGUCCCAGCUAUUUGUUUUUCUUUUUUUAUUUAAAACAGAUCAAGGCCGUGGCUUAGACUUGGCAUAUUUUUUGUAUGAUUGAUAUGUUU